AUGUCAGUCUCUGUCAACUUUCAAAUAUAUGAUUUGUUAAAUGGAUAUAUCGGUUAUGACAGUGUUAAUAAAAUUGUUUAUCAAUGUGUUCAAAACCAAGUUACCCAAACCAUUGAUUUGGUAGGAGAUAAUUUUAAAACACAAUCUCAAUUUGCCUAUAAUUCAAAUAUUAGUACUUCAAUCGUCGGAUGUUACUACGAUCCAAUUGGAAAUAGAAACUAUUUGAUUUCACAAAGUGAAAAGCAGAGAUCCGAAUCGAAUAUCAGACUUACUGUCUUUGACUUGGCUAGUAAGUCAGUGAUCAAAGAUCAAGAGUACUUUAUCUACCACUUACAAACCUCAGAGCAAGAGAUCUUCAACAUGACAGAUAAACAUUCAAAUUAUAUUAAUAAUAGUAGUAAUAGUAAUAGUAAUAAUAAUAAUAAUAAUAAUAAUAAUAAUAAUAAUAAUAAUAAUAAUCAUAGAUUUGUUAAUUUAUCACAUUUGUUAUUAUCAAAUAUCAUUAGAUUCUUAAAUCACAAUAUCGAUAAAAUAUGUUUUAGUUUAACUUGUAAGCGUUUCUAUCUACAAAAAGAUAAAUAUCUUUUAUUGGAGUGUGCGAAUCUCUCGCAAAGUAACUCCAAUAGAAUCGAUAAAGAGUAUCCUCAAUUUCAUUUGAACUCCUAUAAAUCACAACUCAAACAAUCGUUAGAACUUAAAACGCAGUGUUCUCUAUUCUUUGCACCAAACUACUAUGCUAAACAUUAUCAAUUCGAUUCUAUUGAUUAUAUAUUUAAUCUGGAUCAAUACGAAAUACCUGAAUCUGUAACACAGAUAAUAUUUCAUGAUGGAUUGGGUGAUAUCAGUUUAGAUUGGAAUUUUAGAGAUAGAUUGGCAAACUCCAAUGUUGUUUCUUUGAAUUUCAAUAACAGAGUGGAUUUCAAAUACCGGCUUGUUGCCACGCCGACUCGAACGACUUACUCUGCUGGAGGACUAUCACCAUCGCUUCAACAUGGAGACACUACCGCCGAAUCUCAAGGAGCUACGAGCGUUCAUCCAAGUCGACAAGUUUGGCAACAAUGUUAUAUCACCGGCGAUUCAGUUGCCAGGCGCUCUACAAUCACUGAGCAUACCGCUGAAGCUACUAAAGCUGCUCAGAGGAGAUAG
Heterostelium album PN500 is the source of this 1146-nucleotide messenger RNA. RefSeq lists its product as uncharacterized. Bases 1 to 1146 code for a protein of 381 amino acids. The record is from RefSeq and is a predicted model, not a curated record. The transcript has 5 exons. Lineage: Eukaryota; Evosea; Eumycetozoa; Acytosteliales; Acytosteliaceae.